UUGGUUAUAGUCGCCUUCGCCGUCCCUCCUCCACCUUCUCCUUAUCGCUUCCUAGUCCAUCGUCCACAGACUAUCCCAACGCGUGUAAGCGGAAAUGACGAACAAACGACAGAUGACCUUCGAGGCCAACGAAACAGUUCUCUGUUUCCAUGGGCCAUUAUUGUACGAGGCUAAGAUUUUAAAAACAGACUGGAGGAGUCUCGAUCCCCUUCAUGGAGAAGAGGGUCCUGUCUAUCUUGUCCAUUACCGCGGGUGGAAGCAGACGUGGGAUGAAUGGGUUCCAGAGUCAAGGGCGUUAAAGUGGAACGAGGCUAAUCUAGCAAAACAAGCCAGCCUGAAAGAGUCAUAUCCCGGUAAAAAAAAGGCUGUACCAAAGACGUCGGGAUCAACUGAGAGCUCAGACAGAGGAAAGAAGCGUGCAAAGGAUACAAGCGUGGACAAGGAAGAGGAAUUCACAAAGCGACCCGAGAUCAAAGUACCGAUACCCGACUCAUUGAAGGUGCAGCUCGUGGACGAUUGGGAGAAUAUCACUAAAAACCAACAGUUGGUGCCUCUGCCACGGACGCCAAAUGUUGUGCAAAUCCUGGAAAUGUACAGGGACUCGAAAAAGGACAAGAAAGCUAAGAACGAUGAGAUUUUCCAGGAAGUGCUGUCAGGAAUUAAGACGUAUUUCGACAAGUGUCUGGGCAAUAUGUUGCUUUACCGGUUCGAGCGUCAGCAGUAUGUGGACAUCAGGAAAAAGAACACAGGCAAGGAGGACUCUGAAAUUUAUGGAGGCGAGCAUCUCCUACGGCUCUUUGUGCAAUUCCCAAUGCUUAUCGCACACACACAGAUGGACCAGGAUUCAAUCAAUGCUCUCCGAGAAAAUUUGGUCGACAUGCUCAAGUGGAUGCAGAAGAACCACAAGGAGCUGAUACUGUCAGAAUACGAGAACGCCAGUCCUGCGUACCAGUCGAUUGUCAAGUCAUGAACCCAUUCCUAAAACAGUUCUUCAAAAACAGCAUUCGCGUACUACACUACCAAGUCAAGGAGAGCAUGGUGCCAUGUCCUGGCCUGCCUUGUCCUGUCCUGUCGUGCCGUGUUGUGUCCUGAGCAGAGCAGCAGCAGUCCUCGCAUUACAGUUUCCUAUGGCCGCGAAUAAAUGAAAGGAAACCCCAAUUUAUAUUAAAUUUUCCAUGAACAAUGAAAGCCCGCUGGUGUAAAUAUAGCGAGCAUUAGGUUAAUGC
This is a messenger RNA of Gamsiella multidivaricata, 1226 nucleotides long. RefSeq names its product MRG-domain-containing protein. The transcript has 8 exons. The coding region runs from base 95 to 970 and encodes 291 amino acids. Gene Ontology annotation, cellular component: Rpd3S complex; nucleus; NuA4 histone acetyltransferase complex. Gene Ontology annotation, biological process: chromatin organization; regulation of DNA-templated transcription. NCBI's taxonomy places the organism in Eukaryota, Fungi, Mortierellomycota, Mortierellomycetes, Mortierellales, Mortierellaceae. The record is from RefSeq and is a predicted model, not a curated record.